AUUAUACGAGUAAAGAAACAAGAUGUGUAGUUUGUUUUUUAAGUGCUCGUUGGAAGUGAUGCACUGAUCUUGUCGGUAAAAUGAGUUAGUUUUCUUCCGUAUUCAAGCAUUGGUGGACUUAGUUGGGAGGAUAAAUUGUAAUAAAUUAGACGUAGGAAUAUGAUCAUGGAUGUGACCUGACUAUAGUAUCGGUAACUUACCAUCGAGUAUGCGAUCGAGAUCAUAUUUGCAGUCACAAGGUCAAAUUAAUUUAUGUUUGUUUUGAGUUAAUAGUUUUAAUCAUGGAGGAAAGAAACAAGAUGUGCCUUUUGUUUUUUCUAGUGCUCUUUGGAAGUGAUGCAUCUGGCCUCUGUUUUUCUCAUUGCAUUGAACCCGGAUUUAUAUUUGCAGAGAUGCCCUUGAUUCCUUGCUGUUGGUUUGCUACUGCUGCAGAAGGAUGUUGAUGACCCACGUCGAUCUGAUUGAGAAGCUCCUAAACUAUAACAGUCUCUCUCUCUCUCUCUCUCAUAUGUGUCUGCUUGUCGUUUCACUCUUAUGCAUACUUUUAAAUGGAUAGAUAUCUUACUAAUGACAUCAAUUUGAUCGUGAAGAGAAUUUUUCUUGAAUGCUACCUCUUAUGAAAGAACUGUGUUAUGUAUAUAUAUGAACUUCUGCCAUGCCAUUGCUAUUGUGGUUGAUUCAGCCAUUAUGUGCUACUCUCUGAAUGAUGCUAACUAUUCAAACUAAACCGAUUUUCUUUAAUUGGCAGCUCUAGAGAAAUACGAAGGCAGUUGAUGUUUUCUGCACUUCGCAAGUGAUGUUGGUCUUAGUUGGGACGAUAAAAUUGUGAUAAAUUAGGUGUAGAAAGAUGAUCUUGGCUGUGACAUGUGGUAACUUGCCAUCGAGUAUGCAUUGGGCAUCAUAUUUGCAGUGUAAAGAUCAAUUUAUUUAUGUUAAUUUGAAGGGGUAAUUUAGACGUUUGAUAAAUAGUUAGAGGGAAAUAAUAUUAAAAAGCACAUAAAUAAGUAAAAAUAUCAUAAAUCCCUUAUUACGAAAAAUACGCAUACCUCGAUCCCAAAUUACGAAAGGUCAGCGAAUUGAAUCUCUAAUUACGAAAGGUCAGCGAAUUUAAACUCUUUUUCCGAAAUUUCUCCUCUAUCAAUCGGCGGAAUUGACUCGUGCAUCGCCACCACGCUUUCCGCUCUGCCUCGCCACUCAUCCAUCUCCCUUCCUCUGCCGGUCUGCUCGCCCGGAGAAGACAGCCGAGGAAUUUGGUCCCUGCCACGGCGGCUACCCGCCAUGAUCAAACGCCGUCGUCUCCUGCAGCAGGUCGCUGGUCCGGAUUCGUGGGCAGCGUCGCGCGCCCGCUGACUCGCAGCCUUGCCGCCGCCUCCGCCGCCUGCUGCGCGAGCCCGUCGCCGUCAGCCGGAUUUCAGUCACCGCUUCAUCUAUCUCCUUUCUCAUCACCUAAUUCUCCGUCUACACUUUCUCUUUGCAGCUGUGACACACCCAUAUUCUGACAGUCCUCUCCGGCGCUGCCGAUCAUUUCCAGCCUCUGUCGACGAGCACGCAUUCAUGGUAUGAGAUUCCUAAACAAAAUCGCCCACGCAUAUCACUCUUUAUUCCCAGGUGGGCCGUUUACCGCCUCGAUACAAAUCCGUUUCAAGAAGCCCGCAAACACUGCCCAGACUCGUCUUGAAACCCGAACCCUCGACUCAAAGCUCGACCGCCUCGCCUCCCACCACAGCCGUCUCCUCCUCGUCCUCGGUCUCUACGACGUAGUCGCUGCCAAGAAACGCGGCCCCUACGUCUCUGUCAACCUCCUCUCCCGCUGGGCAUUGCAUGCUGGGGUCGAAACCCUCACUGCCGGCGAGAUCCUCCGCAAAUACCCUCACGUUUUCAAGGUGUUCACGCACCCAGUGAGGAGGAACGCGUGCUGCACAUUCACUUCAAAAUUCGUCGAAUUGUUGAAGCUGGAAUAUGAGAUCUUGAUCACCAUGGAGGAUGAGAAUGUGAUUAAGAUCAGAAAGAUCUUAGCCAUGUCUGAAAAUGGGAGAGUUCACAUACACGCGAUCAGAUUGAUGAGACGGGAAUUGGGGUUACCUGAAAAUUUUAGGGAUUCGAUAAUCAGAAAGCGUAGUGACUUAUUCAGAUUGGUAGAUUUAGAGGUCGUAGAAUUGAUCGAAGGGACGGUAAGCUUCAUAGCAGAGGUGGAGAAAUGGAGGGAGAGAGAAUACAGGGAGAAAUGGCUGAGCGAAUUCGAGACGAAAUACGCAUUCCCCAUUAGCUUCCCAACAGGGUUUAAGAUAGUUGCGGGGUUUAAGGAGAAGCUGAAGAACUGGCAGCGCCUUUCCUACCUGAAGCCUUACGAAAGGAUGGAAAGCAUCAGUGUUCGUGUUCGCACGUGCGGAGGAGUCGAGAGGUACGAGAAGCGCGCGGUCGGAAUCAUCCACGAGCUCCUGACCUUGACCGAGGAGAAGAUGAUGGACAUGGAGAGAUUGGCGCAUUUUAGAAAGGAUCUCGGGAUUGUGGUUAACGUGCGCGAGCUCCUUUUGAAGCAUCCCGGGAUUUUCUACUUGGCUACUAAAGGCAAGAGUCAAAUUGUGUUUCUUAGAGAAGCUUACAAGGGAGAUUGUUUGGUUGAGGCAAAUGCAGUUUAUGAUGUUCGAAGACGGAUGUUGGAGCUUAUGUUGUUGGGUUGUCGUAAUACGACGAAAUUGAAAGAUGAAGAUGAAGACAGAGAAGCCGAAUGGCGCGGAGAUGAUGAAGUUGUUCAUCAGAAUCAGAAUGGAAGAACACCUGCGAAAGAUGGUGAUUUUGUCAUUCCCAUCUUGCAGAAUUACUUCAAAUGAAGAUGUGAUUCCACCUGGUCGAGUGGAAGAGUUGCACUUUCACGCUCAGCCGAGUCUCUGAAUGAGAAAUGUGCAGAGAGUUUCACUUGGCCGAGUAACGUGCCACCACAUUUCUCUCUGCCCGAGUCCCGAGACAGCGAUCUUCCUAUCAGCCGAGUGAUGUGACAUCUCUGGCCACUUGGUCGAGUGGGAGAGUUGCACUGUUACACUCUGGCUGAGUCUCUGAACGGGAAUUGUCGAGGGAGUUUCACUUGGCUGAGAGACGCGCCACCACAUUCCACUCGGCCGAGCCCCGUGACGAUGAUCUGUCUAGAGGCCGAGUGGUGCGUCUUUCCCUUUCCACUUGACCGAGUCUAGAUUCUGCUUCGUAUCUCUCCAGACCACGCCACUCGGCCGAGUGGCAGAGACGUUUUUCGUGGUUAUAUGUUUGAUUCGAAAUUAAAAUGGUUGGCUAAUUCUCUUUUAUUGCUCCUAGUAUGGAGAAGAUCUGAACUAUUGUUGAAAUCUAUGAAUUUUCUGGUCUAA
This is a messenger RNA of Salvia splendens (bonfire salvia), 3356 nucleotides long. RefSeq names its product protein ROOT PRIMORDIUM DEFECTIVE 1. The record is from RefSeq and is a predicted model, not a curated record. The coding region runs from base 1560 to 2831 and encodes 423 amino acids. NCBI's taxonomy places the organism in Eukaryota, Viridiplantae, Streptophyta, Magnoliopsida, Lamiales, Lamiaceae. Gene Ontology annotation, molecular function: RNA binding. The transcript is spliced from 2 exons.